UUGACAGUGAGCUCUGUUGUGUCAGUUGACUGUUGACGUAGGUUGAUGACAUCACCACGAAAAUGGCCGCCGAGAGUGAUGUCCUGUCUGAAAUUGAAGUGCUGCAGUCCAUCUACUUGGAUGAACUUAGUGUUACUCAGAAAGAUGAGGGAGGAUGGACGGUCAGUCUGGUGCUCUAUCCCUCCACUGCAGAGGACUCUCUCUCUCAGUUUGUUCGUCUCACUCUGACAAUGGAUCUGGACUCAGAGUAUCCACGUACAUCUCCUUGCUUCUCUAUUCACAAUCCACGUGGACUCUCAGAUGAUAAACUGCUCAGUUUACAGAGGAGUUUGCAGAUGGAGGCAGAGUCAUGUCUGGGAACUCCUGCACUGUAUCAGCUCAUAGAGAGAGCCAAAGAGAUCCUGACUGAGAGCAAUAUUCCUCAUGGGAACUGUGUUAUCUGUUUAUAUGACUUUAAGGAAGGGGAAGUGUUUACUAAGACCAGCUGCUAUCACUAUUUCCACUCACAUUGUCUUGGUCGCUACAUCACCCAUUCUGAAAUGGAGCUUAAAGAACGUGAGAAGGAGCUGGAGAAGGACAAAACCAGAGACCGGACAGAAGAAGAGGAGUUGCCUGUUGUUUGCCCCGUGUGUCGUGAGCCGCUGACCUAUGAUGUGGGUGCCCUUCUUUCCUCCCCGGCUCCUAGUUUCACCCAGCAGGAGGAUGCAGGCAUUGGUCGGGAAUUUAAAAAGAAAUGGGCAGAGCUCCAGAAGAUUCUGGAACGGCAGAAGGAAAAGGGUGGAGUUAUUGACCCGGAAGCAGAGUCUAAUCGGUUCCUCAUUCACAUUAAUGAGGUUCCAGCUAGUCAUUCUGACACCCCUGGCAUUGAUGCAUCAGGUGCUGAGUCUAGUCUGUCACUCCCUGCCUCGUCCCCAAAUUCCACCAAUUCAUUCCAAGCCUCUCCAAAUCAUCCCCCUGAAGGACAAUCACAGCGUCAGUCCAGUCAUGAUUGGAGGCAACAAGGUGACUUCAAGAGAGGUCGUAGAGGAAGAGGAGGUGGAAGAGGUGGAUUGGCACGUCACGCGAUAACUACACCUGGGGUGGCAUGCUUUGACAAGUUCUCGCAAUCUUCAGAAAAGAUCAAUUGUGUCAACUCUGCCCUACCGAACAACACAUCACAAGUAGAAAACAUAGCACAAGGAGAGUCAUGUGAACUCAAUGAUAAUACAGCACAGCUCAGGCAACCUUUGACCUUUGAAGAAAAACCUGUUUCUGCAGACAAGGUUACUUCCAGUAUAUCCAAAUGUGGACAUGAUGAGAGCCAACAAAAAGGGUAUAUUUCUAAAGAGGUUACUCAGACAAUCUUACAGGAAGGACGGCAGGAAAGGGAACAACUGGGUAGAGGAUGGAAGCGUGGUAGUCGUGGCUCAGGACGACUUUAUGGACACUGGCAGGAGAGGAGCUUUAAGGGACCCAGUCACUGGGAUAAUUCUGGGGGUGCUGGCCACCGUGGAGAAGGACAUAGAGCCAGAGAGAGAGGGGGUGGGUCUCAUAGAGGAGGCGGGAGGGGUUUGUAUCAGAGAGUGGAAAAAGAGUUUAGGAAGGAGGGAGUGCUCUGACAGUGUGAAAGGGGUUGUACAGGCAUAGGAAUAAGAAUACCUCCCAGUUUCACCAGCUGUACCUUUAUCGUUUAAUGUCCAAAAUAAAAUUCUGCACAAGCAUUAAACUGAUUUAGGCCUAUGUUUUU
Messenger RNA from Myxocyprinus asiaticus (Chinese sucker), 1726 nucleotides. RefSeq names its product E3 ubiquitin-protein ligase RNF25-like. Gene Ontology annotation, molecular function: protein binding; ubiquitin protein ligase activity. NCBI's taxonomy places the organism in Eukaryota, Metazoa, Chordata, Actinopteri, Cypriniformes, Catostomidae. Gene Ontology annotation, cellular component: nucleus. The transcript is spliced from 10 exons. The record is from RefSeq and is a predicted model, not a curated record. Gene Ontology annotation, biological process: protein ubiquitination. The coding region runs from base 63 to 1598 and encodes 511 amino acids.